This is a messenger RNA of Arabidopsis arenosa, 566 nucleotides long. The record is from the annotation of a GenBank genome assembly. Lineage: Eukaryota; Viridiplantae; Streptophyta; Magnoliopsida; Brassicales; Brassicaceae.
AUUCAUUUUGGUUGAUUCAGAGUGUGAUCAUGAGAGACUGUGUUGGUGGACGCCAAUACAUAGUGUUUCCAGGGAGAUAUCUCUACACUCAGAGACUGAAAGAUGCAAAUGUCGAUGACCAGAUUGUUCUCAACAAAGUGUUGCUUGUUGGAACAAAGACACACACUUACAUUGGCAAACCGGUUGUGACCAAUGCCACUGUACAUGCUGUAGUGGAAAAUCAGGGUCUGAAUGACAAAGUGGUAGUCUUCAAGUACAAGCCUAAGAAGAAAUACCGUAGAAAUAUUGGUCACCGACAGCCAAAUACGAGGAUUAGGAUUACAGGAAUCACGGGGUAUGAAGAGUAUCCAGCGGCGCCCAAUGUUGCGGUUUAAAUGUGUUGAGAAGUAUAGGAUCUUUGACACAAAAUGUUUCUUGAAUGUUAAAAUUUUCUGAUCUUCUCUAUGUAAUUUUGUAAGGACCAGAUCAUUUCAUUUCUUCUGAGAUCCCUUUUAUUAAUAUGUACCUGCUUUUGCCAUUCUUUGAUCACAAAUUCUAAGUUAGUGUAAGAAAAACUUCAUCAUUGC